CUAUCCCAUGUAUCCAAACAGAGGCGUUCCUCUUCUCACUCUCUGGCUUACAUAAAAACCCUAAAAAAAUUAUUUCGCCGCCGCAAAUUCCACUCUUCUCCUCCUCUCCUACCCCGUCCCCAAUAUUUACUAAGAAUUAAAUGUGCCUAACGAAUCGAACGGCGUCGUUUCAAUUCGAGGUUAUAGUCUGUUUUUAUUUUCGAAGCAAAGAAUUGUAACUAAGGUCCUUUUGCCAGGUCGUUUACAGGGAAAUUUAAAAUUGGUGACGUUGCAAUUAUUUAACCAAAAAAAAAAAAAAAAACGAGGGAAUGAUGAAAUCAAAUUUAACUGCAAGCACACUCUUUUCCCCUAAAUUGGAUAACCCGCAAAAUUCUAUCCCAACUGCGAAAAUUGUCAGUUCUGAUGAUUGCGGUCAAAAAUCGUCGACAACUCCAGCAGCUACCUCCCGACCAUCUUCUCCACCAUCAGCUAACCCAUCAAAAGAAAUUAUAGAAGACGUGCAUGAUGAGUUGUUGGUGGAAUCCAAUACUGAGAACGUUACGAAUGAUAUGAACAUAGUGGAAGAUGAAAUGUCGGGAGGAGAUGGUGCGAUUGUGCCUAAGGUGGGUAUGAUGUUCAUGGAUGAAAAAGAAAUGUUUGAAUUCUACAAAAGAUAUGCUUAUGAUGUAGGUUUUCCAGUUAAGAAAAGGAAUUCGAAAAGGGGGGAUGAUGGUACUCUAAGAUAUGUGACGUUCACAUGUAGUCAUGAAGGUCGAAGAAGUAGUAAUACAGGUCGUUCUUUGAAACCGCAACCAACAAUUCAGACAGAUUGUAAAGCCAGGAUCUCUGCAUCUUCAAUUAAUCAUGGAACUUGGAGAAUUAACACAGUCCAUCUCGAUCACAAUCAUAAAACAAGUCCUUCGAAGUCAAGGCUGUAUCGAUGUAACCGAGAUUUGAGUGCACAUGUGAAACAGAAAAUUGAAGUGAAUGAUAUGACAGGAACUUCGUUGCACAAAAGUUAUAACUCCACAGUUGUUGAAGCAGAUGGACAUGAGAAUAUAACUUGUAUGAAAAGGGAUUGUCGAAACAAUAUUGAGCAAACGAGACGAUUAAAACUUGGAGAAGGAGAUAUUGCAGCAAUACAAUCCUAUUUUUCAAAGAUGCAAGCAAGGUGCUUGGGAUUUUACUUUAGUAUGGAUUUUGACGACGAGUUGCGGCUGAAGAAUAUAUUUUGGGCAGAUAAUAGGUGUAGGCAAGCAUACAAGGAGUUUGGCGAUGUUGUCACCUUUGAUACCACUUACCUCAUUAAUAAGUACGACAUACCUUUCGUCCCUUUUGUUGGCGUGAAUCAUCAUGGACAAUCAAUACUGCUUGGUUGUGGUUUGGUAUCCAAUGAGGACACAGAUACUUUUGUGUGGCUAUUUAGGACAUGGCUUCAGUGCAUGAAUGGUCAAGCUCCAUAUGGAAUAAUUACCGAUCAAGACAGUGCCAUCCAAAAUGCAAUUCAGAUUGUUUUUCCAAAUACAAAGCAUAGAUGGUGUUUGUGGCACAUUAUGAAGAAGUUACCUGAAAAGUUUGGCUAUCACGUUGAUAAGGGUUCGAUAUUUUCGGCUAUACACGGAUUAGUAUAUGAUUCACAGAUGGUUGAAGAAUAUGAAGAAGGUUGGAGAUCAAUGAUCAAUACGUAUGACUUGCAUAAUAAUGAUUGGUUAUCAGGAUUGUAUGAGAACAGAGAUUGUUGGGUUCCUUGCUUUUUGAAAACUACUUUUUGGGCUGGGAUGUCAACAACUCAACGAAAUGAGAGUAUGAAUGCAUUUUUUCAUGGGUAUGUGCAUCCAAAGACCUCAUUGAAACAAUUUGUCGAACAAUAUGAACGAGCACUAAGGAAUAAGGUUGAAAAGGAGUUUCAGGCCGAUUUCAAGUCAUUCUUGCAAAUGGUACCAUGUGCAACAAAGUAUGAAAUGGAGAAGCAAUUUCAAUCAGUUUACACCAUUUCAAAAUUUAGGGAAGUUCAAGAUGAGUUUACAGGGAAGAUUUAUUGUGACCUCAUAUCUGUUUCGGAGGGAUGUUUUGGGACGACAUACGAGGUACGGGAGGAUGUCAUGCAUGACGAGCGACGGAAGAAAAAAACAUUUUUUGUCUCAUUUCAGAAAGAAAAAUGUGAAAUUAUUUGCAGUUGUCACUUAUUCGAGUUUCGAGGAAUAAUUUGUAGGCAUGCAAUUGCAGUCUUGAUCCGUAACGACGUGACAUCAUUGCCGGAAAGGUAUAUAUUGCGAAGAUGGAGGAGAGAUAUUAGUAGAGCACACACAAGGGUCGCAGUUAAUUACGAUGGGUUGGUUAGUACUCCUGAACAAUUGAGAUACGACAAUAUGUGUGAGGCAUUCGCUAGGGUGGCGGACCUUGCUGCAGAUGAUGAAGGGCGGACCCGUAUGAUAAUGGACUGGAUAGAAUUUCAAUCUAAAGAGCUUGUGAUGACAAAGUCGAGUAGUGGAAGCAAUGCCCUUUUGUAGUAUACUGUUUAGUUAGCCCCAGUGUAUGGUUUUGCAAAAUAUUGUGAAAUGAUAUUGUUAUGUCACAAUGAUAUUGGAUGGGCAUCCCUUGCUUAGUUUACUAUUGCAAUUCACAGCUUGUGUAAUGAUCUGAGAAAUCUUGCAAAUGAUAUUGUUAUGUCAUAAUGUGUUAUUUUAUCCUCAGUCA
This is a messenger RNA of Olea europaea var. sylvestris, 2676 nucleotides long. Its product is annotated as protein FAR-RED IMPAIRED RESPONSE 1-like. Gene Ontology annotation, biological process: regulation of DNA-templated transcription. NCBI's taxonomy places the organism in Eukaryota, Viridiplantae, Streptophyta, Magnoliopsida, Lamiales, Oleaceae. The transcript has 3 exons. Gene Ontology annotation, molecular function: zinc ion binding. Bases 309 to 2489 code for a protein of 726 amino acids. The record is from RefSeq and is a predicted model, not a curated record.